AUGACUUCCUCGAUUUCCGAAGACCGGCUGCAAACCCUCAUUCGAGAAGAACCUUCGUGGUGGAAAUCGGCCAACCUGGUCAAGCUCUAUCUUUUACUUUUCGCGCCGCUUCUCACUCCUACUGCGUGGGGAUUCGACCUUUCCCUCACCAAUGGCUUACAAUCUGUCGAUCGGUUUAUGGACACUUUUGACAAUCCCAGCGGUUCGAGGCUUGGAUUUUUUGGAGCCGCAACCUCAGUCGGUGGUAUAGUGGCUUGUUUCAUCGGUGGUCCCCUCGUUGAGAGGUUUGGACGGCGAGCUAUGUGCUCGGUUGGAGCCAUCAUCAUUGUCGCCAUGGCCAUUAUGGAGACGUUUGCCACAAGUUUCGGGAUGUUCACUGGUGGAAAGGUUAUACUCGGUCUCGGAGCCUACUUUCAACAAGUAGCCGCCCCUGUUCUCGUCGCGGAGCUCGCCCAUCCAAAGCAACGAGUCGCCAUAACUUCGUUAUACAACACCAGUAUCUUCAUCGGUCUUGUGAUUGGAAGCUGGGUCACUUUUGUCACCUACAAAAUUGACAGUGCAUGGAGCUGGAAGAUUCCAUGUAUCCUACAGAUCGCGAUACCUUCCUACCAGAUGAUCAUGGUAUGGUUGUGCCCCGAGAGUCCAAGAUGGCUCAUUUCGAAAGGCAAGGUGGAGGAAGCCCGGGCAGUUCUCAUAAAGUGGCAUGGAAAUGGUGUUGAAACCGAACUUGUUCGACUCGAACUACAGGAGAUUAUCGCGGGCAUUGAAGCUGACAAAUCUGUCUUAAGUGUCAACUGGGAAAGUAUUAGAUCCACACUUGCUACGAAAGGCAAUCGCCAUCGCCUCUGGCUAUGUGUGAUAACGGCCGUGGGCUCACAGACCAUUGGCGGUGGAUUUACGGCAAACUACCUUCCUUUGAUCCUCGAACAAAUUGGAAUGGGAUCACAAAAAGAAAAGACCCUGAUCAAUGCAGUUCUCAACAUCUUCUACUGGACAUGUGCGAUCUCAUCUGCAUUUGUGAUACCGAAAGUGGGACGUCGUACGAUUUUCAUGUUCUCUGCUGUCGGUAUCAACAUUUCAUUUAUCAUUUGGACUGCUUUGACUGCACGAUACACCGCAGAUUCACAACUGUCGUACGGAAUCGGCGUUCUUGUCAUGAUAAUUGUCACGAACUUCUUCACCUGCACCUGCUGGGUCCCGUUGGUCGUGGCGUAUCCCAUCGAAACUGUGACUACAAAACAGCGAAGUAUAUACUUUGCCGUUACUAUGCUCACAAUCAAUGUGACGGCUUUUGUUACGAGUUACCUGACUCCUGUUGGUCUGGCGAACAUUGGAUGGCAUUAUUAUAUUCCUACAUGCGUUUGGAAUGCCAUCAUGAUUCUCGUCGUUUACUUCACCUUUGUGGAGACCAAAGGCUUCACUCUUGAAGAAAUCGCGACCCUCUUUGAUGGAGAAGAGGACUUCUACAAUAACGCAGCUGCGGUCGGUCAUGAUAUGGAGAUGAAGAGAGUGGAGUCUUUCACACAUCAUGAAACUGUCGAGCCUAAAAGGCCUUCUGGGAAUUGA
Molecule: messenger RNA, 1566 nt
Organism: Penicillium olsonii
Lineage: Eukaryota; Fungi; Ascomycota; Eurotiomycetes; Eurotiales; Aspergillaceae
Source: the annotation of a GenBank genome assembly